Molecule: messenger RNA, 1605 nt
Organism: Medicago truncatula (barrel medic)
Lineage: Eukaryota; Viridiplantae; Streptophyta; Magnoliopsida; Fabales; Fabaceae
Product: cytochrome b561 and DOMON domain-containing protein At2g04850
Exons: 1
Coding region: 29-1357 (442 amino acids)
Source: RefSeq, a predicted model, not a curated record
CACAAACUAACUUCCCUCAAAAUCAAUUAUGACACAUUCACACUUUUCACCCCUAAAGACAUCAUUAGAAAACACAAAUCUUUUACAAAAGCUAGCUAGUAACAAACAUCCAUUACUACAAACAUCUAUCACCAUGUUCCAUGUUUAUCUCUUCCUCCUCUCACUUUCCCUAUGUUUCCUUCCUCACAUUGUUUUCUCAUCUCACUGCACAACAGAAACUUCCACUAAAACCUUUCAAAAAUGCAUGAAUCUUCCUACACAACAAGCCUCAAUAGCAUGGACUUUACACCCUCAUAGCUCCACCUUAGAACUAAUUUUCUUUGGCACUUUCAUUUCACCUUCUGGUUGGGUUGGAUUUGGUAUCAACCCUACUUCACCACAAAUGACAGGAACUAAUGCUUUGAUAUCAUUUCCAGACCCAAAUACAGGACAAAUAGUUCUUCUACCUUUCAUCCUUGACACUACUGUAAAACUCCAAAAAUCACCACUUCUUUCUCAACCCUUUGAUAAUAUCAACCUCCUCUCUUCCUCUGCAGCUAUGUAUGGUGGCAAAAUGGCAACCAUUCAUAACGGUGCGCCUAUUCAAAUCUACGCUAAACUCAAACUCGAAUCGAAUAAAACCAAAAUCCACCUUGUUUGGAAUAGAGGUCUUUAUGUUCAAGGCUACUCACCAACCAUUCAUCCAACAACAUCAAUUGAUCUAUCUUCUAUUGCCACUUUUGAUGUUUUGUCAGGUUCAUCAUCCUCAUCAUCUCAACACACUGACCUCACAAUGUUAAGAGUGAUUCAUGGCGUCCUAAAUGCAAUAUCUUGGGGUAUACUUUUACCAACAGGAGCGAUAACAGCACGUUAUCUUCGACACUUUCAGACAUUAGGCCCUUCAUGGUUCUAUGCUCAUGCAGGAAUACAAAUGUUUGGUUUUAUUCUUGGAACCGUUGGGUUUGGUAUUGGUAUUCAACUCGGGAAAAUGACGCCAGGAGUUGAGUACGGACUCCACAGGAAGCUCGGAAUAGCGGUGUUUUGCCUCGGAGCUUUGCAGACUUUGGCAUUGUUGUUUAGGCCAAAUACUACGAACAAGUUUAGGAAGUAUUGGAAAUCUUACCACCAUUUUGUUGGUUACUCUUGUGUGGUUCUUGGCUUUGUGAAUGUGUUUCAAGGAUUUGAAGUGAUUGGAGCUAGUAGGUCUUAUGCCAAAUUGAGUUAUUGUUUAGGGCUUUCUACUCUUAUUGGUGUUUCCAUUGCUUUGGAGGUCAAUUCUUGGGUUAUUUUUUGUAGGAAAUCUAAGGAAGAGAAAAUGAGGAAAGAGGGACUUAUUGGAACUAGCUCUGACAAAGGGAGUAGUGGCAUCCACAUUUGAGAGAGCAACAAUGGUUCUCUAAAAUAUCACAACCAGAUAUCUUAGUCGUUGAAUCAAGAUCAGACUAUUUAUAUUCGACUUCACUAAAUCAAAUUUUAAAUGUAAACUCAAAAUACACACCUUGCAAUCUUGACCCGACAAUCAAGACUUAUUGAUCAUAGCGACCAAUGUGAUGUAUAGACCAGAUGGUAUUUUAACUGUGUCUAAUCUCAAUUUUUGAGAAUACAUGCAUAUAUUUUUUUUUUGUC